Molecule: messenger RNA, 6190 nt
Organism: Caenorhabditis sp. 36 PRJEB53466
Lineage: Eukaryota; Metazoa; Nematoda; Chromadorea; Rhabditida; Rhabditidae
Source: the annotation of a GenBank genome assembly
AUGAUAACAAACAAUCACGCCACUCUCUCCAUCAUUUUGGGUUUCUGUGUUCUGCUGGAGCAGUGCGUUGGCUCUGGAGAAUUCUAGACAAAGUAAAAAGUUGAUCACCGAACAUCCUAUUUCAUAUUUCUUAACGCAUUCUCAUCGUCUCCAGACGGGUAAGUGGCAAUGUUAGUUUCAGUUACUCCUUCAUUUGGGCUUCUGGCUUCUGAUCUGAUUCUGCUUCUCGAACUUGCUUAGGCUUACCAUCGUUUAUGUAAAAACAACAAAAUGUUUGAUUUCAUCAUUGCUCGGAAGAGUACUAUUGAACUCUUAAAGCACCUUCUUCUUUGUAAGAAGUGUGAAAAAGAAUUGAAUUCAUGACCUCACCCCCUUCAGUCGGUGUAAGCAAUUGGCAAGUUCAGCAGUUUUUAUUUACCGCACCGCCCAUCCCUUACCACGUGUCCUGUGUACUCUUGACCGUUGCGACAAACGCACCGCGACGAUAUUUUGCCGCGUGACGUCCCUCUCCCCUCGGGCCGGGCCGACAAAAGAGCACACAAGUGCCAGAGACGCAGUGAACAUCGACAGCGGUUCUCUUCUGGUCGCACACUAUUUCAGCUCCAAAGUCGUCGGACACUCUCCAGAAUACGAACGCUCUCUCCUGCCACCGACUGCCUCUUCCCCAAUGUUUCUAUCUAGUCCACCCCUCUGGCAACAUGCUCCCCUUCCCUUCUCUCUUUCUCUUUUUCUCUCUACUCUUCUCUCAACCAAUCAUUUUCAGCGCCAAAGCGCCAGAGCCUUAGAGCAAGAAGUUUGUGUCCCUCCCCCCUUUUCUGAAGAGCCAAGGGGGGUAUUUGAAGGGUGACCACUGCCAUUUAAUUAUAUUCCUCUCUCAUUAUUUUCCACACCCCAAAGGGUAUAAGUAGCAAGACCAAUGACGUUUUUUAGUGCUCGCUACCGUAUUCUUCUAUUCAAAUUUCCUUAAGAGGUAGUGAAGUUGUUUAGAUGAGUUGGAGUAGAAUUUUGGUUUUAAUUUGAGAAUGGGCUAUGUAGCUUGCAGAUAUUAUUAAAAUUAUCUGCCCUGGAGGAGUUUACCGCUAACUGGCUGAUUUUCAGUCCCCGAAUUUUCUCCCGCAAAGACCCCAUUAACGCACGUGACCUCAAAAGUGGGCGGACCACCAACUUCGUUCUACCAACUUGGUUUUUUGAUUCCUAAAGACUGUAUCUUUCGUACUUUAACCCUGAACAGGUUAACUUAUGAAAUAAAUCUUAUCAAUCCUGCCUGCUGCUUUUUUGCCCAUUUUCAUCAUUGAUAAGGUUGUUUCAUUCGAGGAAGGCAAAGGCGCGCGCGGCCCGUCGUCGUUUCGUUUCGUCGUCGCACACAACCCCCUUAUCACAUCUAUUCUUUCCGCCAUCUAAAGACGAUGACAAUCUGUGUUGAUAAUACAAUCGAUUGAUUAGUUUCGCUUCGUUUUAAUCACUUCUCAACUCACCUCCGUUCUUGAAACCGUCCAUCGUUGUUUGGGCAUGAACUUUGCCCUAAACUUGUUCUUUGAAGUGGACACGGGGGCAUGGAUUAGGGAUAAAGUGUACUGGAUUGCGGAUGAGUGUUAAAUUGUGCCUAAAACUUUUGAUCUUGACAUCAGAACUCUUACGUAAAAUCUUUCAAAGUCCAUACAAACUCCACACAUCCCAGUCCCCUCUCCCCAUUCAUCGUUUUCCAGUAAGUAAAUACGUCUUUAAUCUCUGCCUUUCUUAUCACAUGACCAUGCGUCUAAUCAAGUGGCGCUUCAAAGAAUUCGGUAAUUUCUUACCCCCGCUCUUCCAACUCAAUUUCCUUGCCCUGACUCUUUCUUGUCACAUCGCAGAAACAUUGUUACAAACCCUUCGGGCUUCUUCUUCUCCUCUCUGACCAACUGCCGCUUCUGUUUCUGCUUGAUUGAUUUGUGUGCCAUUUCCACCUGAUUUUGCCCUUUUCAUUUCACUCUUCUAGAAAAAAAAAGAUGAUGUGAUUAGAUUACCGUGUCUCCAGUCAACCAGAGACCCUUUCGCAGAACUGCUGCUCAAAAACAUUGACCCUUUUGUUUUCCACUCUUUUGUCCUUUUUGUUUUCUUGUCCAUGCUUCUCUGCUCACCCAGCAUAUGAUAUUUUUCAGAGGAAACCCCCGCCAUCACGGGGAAUUACCCCAUACACUGAAAGCGAGGCUUCUAAAGCUCAACGAAAGCUCGUGCACCAUGGAAGAUAAUCGAAAAAGGUGAGGACAGUUUGAAACAGUCAACGACGUUUUGCUACAAAGAACUGGUUGAAUAGCGUCUAGGAACAAUUACAUCAUCUGUUUGGUAUAGUGGGACACUCGUAUAAAACUCCACCCCUCUCUCAGAAUUUUUGAUGUUUUCAUAUCAUUUCACUUUUCAUCACAUCACUAUGAUCACUGACAAUGUCUCGAUUUGAUUGAUUGCGAAACGUCCUCUGGUUGCAAAAUGUACAAAGUUCGAAACAACACACCAUAAUACUGUUGUUGCGAAGUGUCAUCCAAUUUCUCUCAAAUGACCUCAGCUCGCGCGGCACUCUUAGUGGUUGUUGAAAAAUGCGCUAGUCGGUUACCGUAGUCAAAGUCUCAUGUUAAACGGAGAGAAGAAUCGGAAAUGCGCAUAUCCGAAUCGAAUAUCAAAUGAAUCCAGCUAUCUCAUCCUCCUCUCGUCUUUUUCCAGAAACAUGGAGCGGCGUCGUGAGACAUCGCGUUACGCGGCACGCGACCGGCGCGGAAAGGAAGCGGACAUCUUCACCGAACUUCGCGAAUGCGUUCCAAUCGUCGAAGAGGGUACAGUAACCCAUCUCGAUCGGAUAGCACUUCUUCGGGUUGCCGCGACGAUUUGUCGUUUGAGAAAAACGGCCGGUAAUGGUAAGUGACAACGCAGAUGAAGGGACGAGAAGGAAGGAAUCCAUCACUUUUUGUAGUGUUGGAAAACGAACUGGGUGGAGAGGUUGCGAAUCAGGUGUGGACCGAAGAGACUAUCGCUGAAUGUCUUGACGGCUUUGUCAUGAUCGUCGACAGUGACUCGUCGAUCCUCUAUGUCACUGAAAGUGUAGCCCUCUAUCUCGGAUUGACACAGGUAAACAUUUGUGUAAUUCACGUGGACAAUUUGAGAUGAUGCAUUGCAUUGUUUUGGAAAAUACUGUAGGAUGAACUAAAAAAAAUUGAAAAGAAAAAAGAGAUAGAUCACUGUUCAAUUCAUCACAACAAAACCGGUUUUCAGACGGAUUUGACCGGCCGAGCGUUGAAAGACUUUCUGCAUCCGAGCGAUUAUGAUGAGUUCGAUAAGCAGACAAAGAUUCUGCAUAAGCCGCCUGGCACUGAGUAUGACGCCACUGGAACCGACAUGGUGUUCCGCAUGAAGACGGUGAUAAGCCCGCGUGGGCGGUGCCUGAACUUGAAGAGCGCGUUGUACAAGGUUUGUGAAGAUACCACAAAAGCAAAGCAAUUUCGAAACCGAUUUGACGUCUUCUAUUUUUGAAUUACCCGCUACAAUCUAGUUAAAACACAUCAAAUAUCACUUCAAACUUUCAGCCGGUGUCGUUCUUGGUGCAUUCGAAAGUGUCGACUGGAGGACAUGUACUCUUCAUGCAAGGAAUCACCAUCCCUGCAGGACAGGGAACUCAUAGCUCCAACGUUUCAGCCAUGGCAAAGGUUCGUUAGCGUAGACGUUACACAUUUUGUCACUUUCGAGAAGAAGAAGACGGACAAAUCUGAUCAUUUGAUUUUUUCGCCUUCAGAGUGCGCGCUAGCGGAAGCAAAGUACACUCAGCUUCUGCUCCUGGCACCUCGUGAAUAGAAAUGAGCGAGAGAAAGGGGAGAUUAGUAGGAGGGGAAGUAGAAAAAGAAGAAGACGAGGCACAUGCAACUUGGCGUCAUCUUCUUCGGCUCCCUUUUUUGCUCAAAUAGAGGAGAAGCGGAAAACGGAAAGGGCUCGUUCUGUGGUUAAGGGAUCUAAAACGCAUGGGUAGAUCCUAGCUCAGCGAGCUCAGGGGCCCGAGCUCACAGACUCGGGUUGAUUGAGAAAAAGUAUAGACGCCUUACUAUUAGAUGUUGUUUUUCAGUAUGCCGAAUGCCCACAAGGAGCUUUCACUACCCGCCACACUUGCGACAUGCGGAUAACAUUCGUCUCCGAUCAGCUGAACCAAUUGAUAAAAAGCGAUGUGAAAUCUUUCGUUGGAACUAGCUUCUACGACUUGGUGCAUCCGGCCGAUAUGCAAAUCUUGAUCGAGUCGAUGAGCGAGCUUUUCUCCAAGGGACACACCCGAACACCCUACUACAGACUGUGCGCCUCCAACAAUAAUUUAGCAUGGGUUCUGUCCGAAUGCUGCACAAUCAACCACACGACAAAGGGACAGAAGGGCAAGUAUGUGAUGUGCACCCACUUCGUCCUAGGAAUCCAGGGAGCCGACGAAUCUUUGGUGGUGUGCACUGACUCGAUGCCGGCUGGAAUGCAGGUGGAUAUUAAGAAGGAGAUUGAUGAUACAAGAGGUUGGAAAGAGCUCGAGAAGUUCGGAACAAUCUUGAAAUUUUUAGACUACAUUGGUCGUCAACCUGAAAUUGUGGAGUGCGUUGAUUUCACACCACUGAUCGAGAACGAGGAUCCAUACGGAUGCACACCGCAAAGGAUCGAGCAGAGAUCAGAUAUGGGUAAGCUUCCAAUCUUUCUUUUUUUUUCUACGAAACUGUCAUGAGAGAAUGUGAUAUUGUGUUGUAAACAUAAACGAGUUAGGUGUCUACUCGGUGACUGACGAGUAUGAGCAACGAGUAUACGGACAAGUGUCAACGGAGUCCAUGGAGGAGGAUGAUAGCGACGCGGAGUCGGACACGGAAUCCAUCGAGGACUCUGGUCUUGCGCCAGAGUUCGACGUGGAGCUGGAUCCCAUCGAAAAAAUGGAACUUGGGGAAGAGGACUUUGGAGAGGUGAAUUUGAAAAAAAUUUAAGUCGAACAAGCCGAAUUCUUCCCCUCCGUUGUCCUCUGCCCCGUGAGUUCUCUCGGUUUUUCUCUUAGUGUCUUGCGUGUGGCUUUCGUUUUCUCCUCCUCCUGUUGGCAUCUAGAUCUCCUAAUUAUCCGUCCGAACCCCGAGUUCUUUAUUUAAUCAUUUCAGGGGCCCGUAAGAGCAGCUACGAUGACGUUCUGCAAUGGCUUUUUCGCGACCAGCCGAGCAGCCCGCCACCGGCUCGCUACCGGUCCGCAGAGCGCUACCGGCCAGCCGCCACUGGAACGCCGUCACAUCUCGAGCCCACUCUGGCCUCGACGCGCUUCGUGGAUUCAGCAGCUCGUGCCUCCCGCUCAAAAACCACUUCCUCCUCGAUGCUUUCGUAUGGGCGACGCGCUCAGAGCUCCGGCAGCCGCACAACUGCUUCUUCCGCCCAACAACACAACUACUCCCCACUUACAGAAGGAAUUUCUCAAUGCGCCCUUAACAGUCCCCCAAGGUGAGUUGUGUCACUUUCGUAUUCUGGAAGGAGAUUGCAAUAAUAGUAUUUGCAGUGUCAAAUCUGGACAGCUCGUGUACGGAGACUCUCGAUCUAUGGUCAGCAGCAGCAAUUCGUCCGAUUCGUCACGACGCUUUUCCGCCGUUCCGUCAUCAGAUUCUCUCGAUGUGCCGUCCGCUGGACUCAUCCAAACCACCGAUGUGUUCUCCGCUAUGUCUUUUGCCGAUCCUCUCGCUGCCAUCAACGAGACGUCCGGCACACCAACAUUAGCCGGCUGCGAGCCUAUUCUUUGUGGUAAGCUUGAAAGUCCUGGCAACUACUGAACAAUACUCAUUUGCAGACGAUCUUCAAUGGGAAGAGCCGGAUUUGUCGUGUUUGGCACCGUUUGUUGACUCUUGCGACAUGCUGCAAAUGGACGACGGAAUUACGGCAGAGUUCCAGGCCCUGUAUGACCUGCCAGAUUUCACACCCGCCGCACCUAUGGUGCCUGCUGCCAUGCCUGUUCAAGUUGAUGUGAGUACACACAUUAGUUGUAACAUUCUUAACCAUUUUCAUUUUUCAGACUGGCAGUCCUCCAGCGAAACGAAUGCACCAAGAAAAUUGUGACGUGGAUUACAACAUGUACACAAACCAAUACCAGCCAUUCCAACACGAACCGUACUGGCAGCCACGUCAGCAACAACAUCAGCAGCAACAAUCCGCCGAAUAUUCUCAAUUUCCGAUGCUCUCCUAA